Penicillium odoratum is the source of this 768-nucleotide messenger RNA. RefSeq lists its product as uncharacterized. The transcript has a single exon. The record is from RefSeq and is a predicted model, not a curated record. NCBI's taxonomy places the organism in Eukaryota, Fungi, Ascomycota, Eurotiomycetes, Eurotiales, Aspergillaceae. Bases 1 to 768 code for a protein of 255 amino acids.
AUGGAGGUACGGCAAUUGCUGGCAGCGGGAGACGCGGCAGUUCUGGAAAGCUGGGAAGUCGCCAGCAAAGAUGUUUCUCCGUUCUUCGCGCUCCCACGCACGAUGGUGGGCCGGGCAGCCGAGCGAGAUGCCGUCGUUGAGGUCCUGGAUCGUACUCUGAAACUGUUUCAGGGAGCCAGAGGGCUUCACUUGUCGUCGUUGCCGGAGGACCAAUUCGCAACUUUCACCGUCCUUCCCUCACCAAGCAACACCCCCGGGGAAGAGGAAGCCCUUAAUCUGGUUGAUGAAUCUCCCAGCCAGACCGGUUCUGUGAGCGGGACAUCCGCUGGGGGUACCCAAUCGUAUCCAGCUAAUACAAGCCGCACGCGUUCCCCCAGAAAUUCGUCAUACGCCUCAAGCGAGGGUAGCGAGUCCGAUCCUGCCAUCGUAGAGAGGAAGGGACCAGACAAGCGCUUGUCAGUCUCCUCGUUUGACAGCACGAGUGGCGAGGGAAGCUCCCGAUCGAAUGACAAUGCGGGAAGGUCGGCUGCACAUGGCAUAGCAACGCCGAAAGGCUUAUGCGAGAUCAUCAGCAUUGAGGGAGGGCCUGGGUUGGGCAAAUUGCGGUUGAUUACAUCGGUUCAGAUUGAAGCCCGACGAAGGGGCUUCUUUGCUAGCUCGCGAUUCGAUGUCGCCGACAAAGAGCGUAUGCGUCCGGUUCUACACCUUUUUUCGAGUCUAUUCCACCAGGCGUUCUCGGAAAACAUGAAUGAACCAGUUUCCUACUGA